Molecule: messenger RNA, 781 nt
Organism: Brassica rapa (field mustard)
Lineage: Eukaryota; Viridiplantae; Streptophyta; Magnoliopsida; Brassicales; Brassicaceae
Product: copper transporter 5
Biological process (GO): copper ion transmembrane transport
Cellular component (GO): plasma membrane
Molecular function (GO): copper ion transmembrane transporter activity
Source: RefSeq, a predicted model, not a curated record
AAGAGUGAAAUGUUACACGAAUAGAAAGCCUUGCUUAUUAGAAAGCCCACUGGACUAUAGUGUAAGCCCAUAUGGAUACUUCACUUUUAAACAAAGCAAUAACCAAAACAGUUUCAUUAUCUCAGAGAGCUCAAAGGAAGAAGAAAGGUCGCGAAGAAGAUGAUGCACAUGACCUUCUACUGGGGCAUCAAAGCCACAAUCCUCUUCGAUUUCUGGAAAACCGAUUCAUGGCUAAGUUACAUCCUCACCUUACUCGCCUGCUUCGCCUUCGCCGCGUUCUACCAGUACCUCGAGAAACGCCGCAUCCAAUUCAAAUCCCUUUCAUCCACUCGCCAUCCUAAUCCCCCGCCUCGCGCCGGCGUUUCCGCCCCUCUUAUCCCCAAAUCGGGCACCAGAUCCGCCGCCAAAGCUGCGUCGGUGCUGCUUUUCGGCGUCAACGCGGCGAUCGGUUACUUGCUGAUGCUCGCGGCGAUGUCCUUCAACGGAGGCGUUUUCAUCGCGAUCGUCGUCGGGUUAACCGUCGGGUACCUCGUUUUCAGAUCUGACGACGACGGUGCUGACGUGGCGGCUGAGAAUCCUUGCGCUUGUGCUUGAUUUCGGAUGAUUCGGUUUAUGUUUGUUGUGUUUGAUCUAUGCCACGUGUUUUUUAUUUCUGUAUAUUUUUUUAAUGAUGAUCUGAAUGCGUUUCUGGGUUUAAUGAUGUGUAUGAACUUAAUGAUGUGUAAGAUUAUCCCGUUUUAAUCGCAUGAUUGAGCUAUAUAUAUAUUCUCCAGAUUUAAUA